Molecule: messenger RNA, 6911 nt
Organism: Penaeus chinensis
Lineage: Eukaryota; Metazoa; Arthropoda; Malacostraca; Decapoda; Penaeidae
Gene: l(2)gd1
Product: coiled-coil and C2 domain-containing protein 1-like
Exons: 16
Coding region: 81-2750 (889 amino acids)
Biological process (GO): regulation of transcription by RNA polymerase II
Cellular component (GO): nucleus
Molecular function (GO): RNA polymerase II cis-regulatory region sequence-specific DNA binding; DNA-binding transcription repressor activity, RNA polymerase II-specific
Source: RefSeq, a predicted model, not a curated record
UGACAGUGAGUAAACAAACGUUCCACAGAGGAGGACACUUCACGCGUAAAAAAUCUAGUGAUAUAAAGUAAUGGUGCAAGAUGUUCGGUUUUUCGGGACGUAAAGAUGACAAGUCUAAGCAGCAGAAGAGAGGACAAGGCCGUAAAGGUGGAAAUUUGUCGCAGUUUGGCCUAAUGGAAGUGCCUGAUAUGGACAACCUAACCAUUGGAGCAGAUGACGAUGAUGACGAUGGAGAUUUGGAGGCAGAGCUUCUUGCCCUCACAGGAGGAGAAAGGAAACCUAAGAAAGCUCCCAAAAAGAUUGUUUCCCCACAUGAGCUCGACAAAAUGGUGAAUGAGUGCAUGCGUGAGGACUACGAUGACGAGCUCUCAGACGAGGAUGACCCAGAGCUGAUGGCUGAGUUAUCUGCCCUGAGCUCCCAAGGUGGCGAUGAUGAACCAGCCAAGCCAUCCCCUCCCCCCACAGCCCCCUCCCAGCCUCCACCCAGCAACAGCUACCGUAACCCAGAGCCGAGGGGGCACAGGCCUGCUCCCAUGACAGGGGGAAGCAACCUAGUGAACUUGCUGGCGGAGAGGGUGGCCAUGUACGAAGAAGCAGAAGCUAAUGCCAAGGCCUGUGGGGAGACUUCAAGAGCGCGGAGGUUCAACCGAGGGCUAAAAUCACUACACCAGAUGCAGAGGGCAGUCAAAGCGGGCCAGACUAUCAACGAAGAAGACAUCCCCCCUGUGGUUGUUGUGAAACACUGUGCCAAAUCAGGGGGUUCUGGCACUCCAACAUCAACACCUUCUCCUGCUGCUACAUCUCCUACAGAGGAUGCUGCACCCCCUCCAGUCCCCCCUCACAACAGGAAUUCCUCAGCUUCUCUGGUCCAUGAGGUAGCCUUUCAUGACCCAAGAUAUCCCACUCCCCGUGUGUCUACGAGGACAAGUCCGGUGAAACAGGAUUCCUCCUCCAACACCACCAACCGGCCUGCGCCCCCUCCCCCACGCACAACGCCUCCCUCUGGCCCCCCCCUCCAGCGCUCGAUGUCCUCGUCCGGACCCGCAAGUGCAGUGAGGACACGCCACACUGAAUACAAGAUGGCUGCCCUCGAAGCCAAGAAAAAAGGAGACAAAGAGUCGGCCAUCAUGUACAUGAGGAUAAUGAAGCAGCUGGAACCCAUGCUGAGCGCAGCUGAGAGCGGACAGGCUGUGGACCUCACGACUCUGCCUGGGCCGCCUGGGACGUUUGUGUUGCAGGCCUCGCCACAGCCCAAGCCUCAGCCAGAGACAGUGUCAACACAACCAGUGACUCAGGAUAAUGCCCCUGCCACUGAACCUGUUGAUGCUGCCCCUGCUAGUGCCCCUGCUAGUGCCCCUGAUGGUCCUGCAGCUCCAACAACUGUCUUGGAGGCUUUGGAACAACGAUUAGCAAAGUAUGCUGAACAACGAGACAAGGCAAAGAAUGAAGGAAAUGCCCGCAAGGAACGCAUGAACCAGCGCAUCAUGAAGCAGUUUCAGGAUGCAAUUAAGUGUCACAAAGCUGGCAAACCUGUGCCAUUUGAUGAGCUGCCUUGUCCUCCUGGCUUCCCUCCUAUCCCAGUUGGUGACAGCAAGCCACCACCUGCUGCAUCUGAAACAGCUGCACCUCAGGCAGAUCCUAGCACAGGUGGACCUCCAGCCGCUAAACAGCCAAGACCAGAUGCUGCUCAAGCUGCUGAGGAGAGUAAAAAGACAGCACCAACACCAAAUGUCCGCAAGGCACCUCAGUCUCGCGUAGAAAAGCAAUUGGCUUUCCUCAUUAAGAGACAGAAUCAGUUCAAGCAAGCUGCCCUGGAAGCGAAGAAACGUGGAGAGAUUGAGCAAGCCAAGGAAUACCUUCGGAUGAGCAAGGGCUUCAACCAGCUUAUUGAGGCUACUCGAAGCGGUCUGCCUAUUGAUAUGAACACUGUGCCAGUUCCACCUCAAGAGCAGAUUUCUGCAACUAGCAAUAUAGACUUCGAACUGGUGGAUGCAGAAGAUUGCGUCGUUGCUCCAGCCAGCGUCAGUGGAGAUGCAGCGCUAACUUAUGCCAAGCUCGAAGAGGAUCUUAUUGCUCAGAUAAAAAUGUGUGCUCAGACCCGUGAACAUUUCAAAGCAACAGGAGACGUUGCAAGUGCAAAUAGAUUUGAGCAGUUGAUACUUCACACCAAAAAGGAUUUAGAUGCAGUGAGAGCGGCAUGUAAGAGAGGAGACACAAUACCACGUUUCCAUUACGAAAAUAGGUCCUUUACUAUAGUGCAAUGUAACACGGACUUGAAUGAUUCCGAUUGUGAGGCUUGUGUGCUGAGGGGAGUCAACUUUAAUGUCCAAAACCCCAAGGAUGUAGAUACAUAUGUAAAGCUAGAGUUCCCAUAUCCAUCUGACAACCCUCCCCAAGAUCGUUCCAAUGUGGUAAAGGACACAAACAAUCCAGAAUACAACCACAAGGUAGUCUUUAGUAUCGACCGCAAGGCAAGGGCCCUUGCCCGUGUGUUCAAGAGGCAUGCUCUCAAGGUCCAGGUGUGGGCUAAGGGUGGUUGGUUCCACCGUGAUACGAUGUUAGGCCUGGUGAAAAUACCUCUGGUAGACUUGGAAACAAAGUGCACCAUACAUGAGUCUUAUGAUUUGACUGAUGAGAAGAAACGUAUGGUUGGUGGGAAGCUAGAGGUAAAAGUCCGUGUUAGGAAUCCUAUUGUAGCGAAACAGCUCGAAAAGGUUACUGAGAAAUGGUUGGUCAUUGAUGGAUUUUGAGAGAAACAUUAGGUUAAUGGAACACUUUUGCAAUGUUUUUUUCUCCAUGAAGUUGAUAGGCAUUUUAAAAUUGCUCUCUUUCCUCCAAACAGGUAAAAUAUAUCUAGCUUUGAAUUGUUUUAGCAAGGAUUUUACCAAAGUUAGUUUUAUAUGACACUUAUUGCCAUUUCUUUGUACAGUUUUAUAGGUAAACAAACAUUAAAUAUUUCUCCCAAGGAACAAUGUAACUCAAAGCUUAUUUCUCAAGCAGAUUAUUUUUAAUCUGCAUUAUAGUUCCCCCAGUGCAUUUUUUUAGUCAAGCUUUAUAAUUGGUAACAGUGUUAUUCACAAAUAAAUCUAUCCUGUCAAAGCCACUGUCUCAACACACAUUAUCUUAGCUGCGUAUGAUUUAGUUUGUCACGCGAGAGGCCCUGUUACAGUAGCACUUUUUCUGUCAAUUUUUAUGUUGAUGCAUUCGGAAUGGUUUCAAUUUAAAGACAGAAUCAACCAUCUUUGUUUUGUCAAAUUUCUCUUGAUCUCUUGUGAUAUGGAGAAUCAAUACCACUUUUUAUUUUUCUUCUCCUUUUUUAUAGAUAACAUAGAAGUUCAUGUAAACCUAAUUUUAUACUUCAGAAUGUUUGUCUUUACAAUACAGUAGAUUCCUUUACAAAAUGAAAAUGCCUUUGUGAUUCCCAGACCCAUUUGCAAACAUUACAUGCUGCCUUGAAAAAUGGUUUGCUCUGCUUCAUGAUAUUUAGAGAACCUGGCUGUCUGAGUAGUUUUUUGUUUGAAUGUACUCCUUGCAUAGCUACUUUAAAUUUGUUUGCAUGGACAAUGUGUUUGUUUACUUGAGAGGGUGAUUCUGUGCUAGUCUGAUAUGGUAGGACCAUUUGCAUACACUAAGUUUAUAUGGAAGUACAAAAAUUGAUGGGGAAAAAGUGCUACUGUGAUAUGGCCUUAUUAAGAUUUGUUGCCUUUAAUUGCAACUGCCUUCAAUGUCCUGCAAAAGUAAGGAAAAAUUUCUUUGCUAACAUUGGCUUUUUGAGAUAGGAAUUGCUUUGUUUUUUGUUUGUUUCUUGAGAUAGGAUUUGCUCCAUUUUUUGUUUGUUCUUGUUUUCUUUGAAGUAUCAUAUCUGUGUGAUGUCCACGUGAUUAUGACAAGAGAAGAAAAUAUGCAUUUAAAGUUAACCAGAUAAAAUAACCACAACAUGUAAAUCAUGUGCUUGGGCCAAGUUGUAAAUAGAAUGUUCAUAGAAUUUACCAAUAAUGUUUUUAAAACCUAUUGCUUUUCUUUGGUACACAAUCAGGAAAUUCAGUAGGAGUGUGUUUACUAUAGGAUAAGUAUUUUCAUAAAAAGAUAAUCAUAUUCAUGAAAAACAAAUAUUUAUGCCAUGAAAUAAGGCAUUCAAUAUUUUAUUUGCAGUAAAGCAGACCAAAAGAUGUUUUCUUUGACUAUACCUUGCACUGUUUUAUUGAAUUGCAUUUGUUCAUCCAGGAUUUAGAAAUAUUGUUUUUGUUGUAAUUAGAAAGUGAACAUGUAUUCUACAGUGUUCACUUAAGAUCCAAAAAUUUGUAUGGAUAAAAUACAGUCUUCAUCAUAAGCCAGUUAUAGUCUUAUGGCAGAGGAACAUGCAUCCCCAAUAUUUAGUCAUGGGAUACAGUGCAUUUUGGAUGAAAUUUCCAUUUUUACUUUUAGCAGUUCUUUAUUAUCUACCUUUUGUUCUCUUUAGUUACCUCAGUUCUUGAAUUAUUUCUUUUAUCUUCUUUCUUUCUUUUUCUUUCUUUUGGUCUGUUCUCUUAGUUAUUUUUUCAAAAACUGCCAUAGGUAUUCAAUAAACUAAUAUUAAUGUUCCAUCGAUUUGCUCAGUGGAUUUGAGGAAUGGGGUUAAGAGCUUUGAACAUUCUGAAAACCCUCUGAAGCCAUCUGUUCCUGUUAGGUCUUAGCCAAGAUGGUUCCUCAGGCUACUUUCACAUGAGAGGAUAUUUACAGUAAUCAGUUGUCUAUACAGGCAGCUGCAUGUUUACUAUACAGACAACUCUGUCACUACAACUCAGUCAAGAAAAUAACAUCUAGUGAGGAGAUAGAGGUUCUUUAUAAACCCUGGUCCUGAUGGUCAUUUACAUAACUAGUAGCACUGUAUAAAAGCUCCCAUUUGAAAUAGUGCCCUAACUUGUGUAUUAGAGACUGCCAUUGACAUAUAUCGAAGCCCUCAUUUAGAACAAAGUCUUGCUCAGAGUUGUGGCAACUGAUUUCCACACUUAGUUACCACUUGUGACGAUGGCUUUAGGUUCAGAAUCUUGCCAUGCUUUGCUUUAUCUGUAACACUGUUAUGGAAUGAGGAAGUAAGUUGCAAUUACUAUGUUCCAAGUGAUUAUUCCACAUAUGCAUAAUAGAAUGUAAAGGUUAUGAAUAUUUAGUUCUUUGUUUUUGUUUGUGUUUCUGCCAAUGAUUAGUGCCAUUUUUAUUUUGUGUGGAUUUAUUUCUGUGGUAAUACUCAUGAAGGGCAAUUUUAAUCAGCAGUUUAGGCACAAAACACUGUAUCACACAAUUUGAUUUCUUCAAGACUAUAUUUUCAACCUAAUAAUAGAAGUUUUUUUGUUUUUUUUUUAGUAGAAGAAAAUAGAUAAUUAAAAGUAUGUAAAAUGAUAAUCUUCCUUAUUCCAGCAUCUUGAUUUUACAAACCUUUAAACCAUAAAGGAUAUGCAUAUGUUAAUGGAGAUAGCCAAAUUCUUUUAUUAUCUCUACUGCCAUCCUAAAAGGCAAUAUCUAACUUACGUAUUUGUAGCAAAUUAGCAUAUGAAUAGUGAUUGAUAUGAAUUGAUUUUUAUUUAUGAUUAUGAGGAAGUUCAGGGAUGAUGUCAUAAUCUAGUAUAUAUUAAUUAGGUAUUGGGGUCAAUAAGUCUGUAUUUUUAUCUUAGUCUGUCUUUCUCUUUUUUUUUUCCAAAUAAACCCAUUUUGUUCAUAUUUAGAUAGCUCCACAAAUGCUUAGCCUCCGAUGAUUCAUUUAGUAUGGCAUACAUGACUUUACCUGAGUUCACCAUUCCAUGAUUUUUUUUUUCUAAUACAAUUAAUUUCAAUACUGUGACCUCACCUGAUUUCUCCAUUCCUUAAAUUUUCUGGAUUUUUUUCCCUGAUGCAUUUGAUACUGAUAUUGUUAUUGUUAUUAUUGACAUUAUGAUUAUUAUAAAGGUAAUAAAGUAUAUUAAUCUAUCUCUCCAUAAAUCAAGGAAACGGAUAAACACGUGAAAUAAGAUUAGUAAUUGACUCCUUAGUGACUAAGCUCAUGUGGAGUUAUCUUUGUGUAAACAAUAUUAACAGUCUAAAAUCACAGCGACAUGACAUGUGUUUACUUGCCAUCGUGGUGUCCAUGGGUUAAAGAAAGGGAGGGAAUAAUUAUAUUUUGACUAAUAUGUUUUGUAUGCUUACUCAAAUCUAAUGCAAACUAAAUGUGAUAUUAUUGCCUAUUCAUUGUAAGUUAAAAAGUAUAGUAGACAUAGAUUAUACCAUAGGUUGGAAUUAGCUGGUGUUAGGUAAAGUAAGGACUUGAUAUUGAGUAAUGUAGGAAUCUAAGAUUUUAUCUUGAAUUCGAAUUUAAAUCAAAGAAUGAAGCGGAUUUUUAUUACACUUUUUUUUUUUUUUUUUUUUUUUUUUUUUUUUUUUUUUCCCUCGAAAACCUGGCCCAAAGUGCCUACAAUAUUUUUGAAUUGUGGAGAUUACACCUCAGCAUCAAGAAAUCUUUUAUUAAUAAUCCAAAAUCAUAAUGCCCGUUUAGUCAUGAUGAUUCUUGUAAUAGUUGUAUAAAUGAUGUUAAGCUUGUGGUGUCAUCAGUAAAGCAGUGUACUCUUUGUUAUAUAAAUCUUACCUUAUGUAUAAAAGGGGUGUCCACUGGUGGUUAUUUUAAUAAUGUUCAAUAAAAAAAAUAAUAAUUUUAUUGUUAUUUGAGACUUGAGUUUUUUAUGAAUGUAAUUUGUAAAUUUCAUCAGUAACUAAAAUAUUCUCUUUUCUUGAAUUAUACUAAGAAAUUGUCAUUGAAAGUGUGACAAGAUAUAAGUUUUGUAGUAAGCUGGUAAAGUCUAGUGAUUUUGAAUUAUUAUUGUCUGAUAUUCUCCUUAGGAGAAAAAAUAUAUUUAAAAUGUUUAAAGAAAUUAUAUACAUAAGAUAUAAUAAAACAGGAAACCUUG